Colletotrichum acutatum is the source of this 1607-nucleotide messenger RNA. RefSeq lists its product as uncharacterized. The transcript is spliced from 2 exons. Bases 153 to 1535 code for a protein of 460 amino acids. The record is from RefSeq and is a predicted model, not a curated record. NCBI's taxonomy places the organism in Eukaryota, Fungi, Ascomycota, Sordariomycetes, Glomerellales, Glomerellaceae.
UUGAUUUGCGUGUGCUUGUAUCGUGACUUUGCCAUAAUUUUGCGACCAGCAAGCGAAAGGAGUUGAUUCUCCCACGCGUCCUACGAUACCUCAUUACCGAAUUCGACAGUUUUGGUUUUGUGCUUUGCCGGGAAUCUUUCGGACCGAACAGGAUGAGAGGAACAGAGGCAUCAGUUCUGGUCAUCUCGGGCCUCGUGGUACUAGCGAGCGCCAGAGAAGUUCAGGUCGACGACGUCCCCGUCGAAUGCGCAACAAUAUGCGGCCCCAUCGUCGAGCUGACAUUCAAAUGCGACGUCGACAACAGCUUCGAUGAGCUCAAGAGACUAAAGAGGAGGAAAGCCGACGCACCGCAAUACAGACCGCCGCCAGAAAGACGACACGCAAAGAGACCAUCACCAGUAGGCGCACAUGGGGUCGUUCGCCGCCACCACCACCGCAGACCGAACCAGAACGAUGCGGUCGAGGUAUCGACGCCCGGUCUAGACGAGCCCCAAGCUACAAACGUCGCACAACAGCCUCCUCAAGAUGUGCAACAACCUGCCCAGGAUGCACAGCAGCCGGCCGUCGACGCUACACCCGGCUUCAUUGCCACGCUGCCCUUUUCUGCCCCCGCACCAGAGAUCCCGCUGAGCACGAGUACGCCGGAUACCCAGAACACACCUACACCAUCGGCGCCGCCUCCUCCCCCGCCACAGGCAACGCCAUCAAUAGAUACUCCACCGCAGGUACCGCCGCCUGUGCCUGUCUUGAUCACAUCGACUGUGUUCCUGACUGUGUCAGCGCCGACGAUACCCACUCCGGCGGCGCCACCGCCGCCUCCCCCGGUACAGGCCCCACCGCCGGUACAAGCUCCGCCCCCGAUUCAAGCCCCGCCUCCGGUCCAGCCGCCUCCGGUAAUCACAGCUCCGAGACCCCAACAACCGCCACCACCUCUUCCACCAUCAUCGACAUCAAGGCCGACGCCUCAGCAGCCCCCAGCACAGCAACCACCCCUUCAGCAACAACCACCCCCACAGCAACAACCUCAGCGUCCACCGCCGCCGCAACAGCAACCCGCUCCUUCAUCCUCUCAACAGACCACGCCCCCGAUUCUUCAGCCGACACCACCACAACAGCUUCAACCUCCCCAGGCGUCUAUGAGCAACCCGGCCGCGAUACCGAUCAUGGGACCGGGCCCGGAGAAGCAGCCGGAUAACAAGUCGCCCAACGACCGUGAAGAAGCCGAGAAGCAGUGUACUUGUUCGAACAAGAGCUUUGACGUACAGUUGUUGGCUGGGUUGUGUCAAAGUUGCAUUCGGAAGACUGGAAACCGGGCCAAUAAUCUGGACUUCAUCAUGAAGGAAUGCAACUUUGUGGAAUCGACAUAUUCGCCUGAUAAAGAUCGGCUCGUCGAUAACAUCCGCGUCGUCGCAGAGAAGCCGUUUUUGACGUCCAGCGGAAACGUCAUGGCUGAUGCUGGUAGAGUUGGGGCCGGAUGCGCUGCUGCUAUGGCGGUGGCUGUUAGUCUUGUGGCUGGGAUGGCGAUGCUUCUCUAACUCGUCAUCGCGUAAGUUUUCUGGAAUUGGAGUGGAGUUUUAAUCAUAACAUACUGGGUGGAUCUGGUUGAU